AUGGCUGAAACGGAGGCGACAAUGGCGGAAACGGCGGAGGCGACCGAGCCGACAACGGGCCCGGACGACAAGGAACUGGAGGCCAUCAUAAAACUCACUUGGGGCGACCAGCCGCGCCAAGACAUAUUCCAACGGUGGACCCAAGGCUUUUGUUUCAGUGCCGACGAACCGACGGCGCUGGUGCAAUUCGAAGGCGGACCGUGCGCCGUACUAGCACCGAUGCAGGCGUACAUCGUCAAGUAUAUCGUCAACAACAAGUCUGUCAACGACGAUUGGAAAAAAGCUGAAGUCGAAGAACAAAACCGUCUUCUGUGUAAGGCCGCCUGUGAAAUCCUCUGCCAAGCAACACAAGGCUGUGAUAUUUUUAAAUUUGUAUAUAUUGACGAUAAAGAGGGGUGCCUUGAACACAGUCAGUUUCACUCUAUGCUUAAAGUAGAACAAGUGAACAAGGAUGGUAUUGAGACUUUUUUUAACGACCGUAUUAGUUUUUUGCGUGACACAUUUGGAGUUUUACUAUUUUUGUAUACAGUCAUGCUCUCCAAGGGUUUAGUCAAAUUAAAAGAAGAAAUAUGUGAUUUAGACGUGAUUUUGAUUGACAAAGAAUUUGGCUAUGGUAGCCAAAGCUUAAUCAAUAUGAUGAUUACAGGACAAGCAGUUGCUAAUGUAUUUAAUAACGAUCAAGUAAUAGCUGGGUUUAAAUUGCCAGGUAUUGAAAAGCAAAGUGAAGUUGGAUUUAUGACCUUAUUAGAACAUUUGAGGUACUGUAGUGUUGGAACCUAUUUAAAAAAUCCAUGUAACCCAAUCUGGGUGUUGGGCAGCGAUACACAUCUUACCGUGCUGUUUUCGUUUGAUCAAAACUUGGUGGGAAAAGAAACACAAGCUGACAUUGCCAGACGGAUGUUUAAGUUGUUCGAUCAAGAUGGAAAUAAUUUCAUUAGUACUCAACAUCUAAAGCCAUUGUUGGAAAAAUUAGACCUUGUAUCUGACGACGAAUAUGUAAACCUGAUGUCCACAAAAUUGGAUUCCGAAGGGCUUGGUAUCAUAUUAAUGCCAUCGUUUAUGGAAGAAUUUUUUUCCGAACAAGAAGCCAGAACUCCAGAUGUUUUUGUAUUAUUCCAUUACAACGGACAACCGAGAUCCAACUCUAAUUCAAAGGUGACAUAUUUAGAAGGUAAUGCUAUAAUCCAGGAAUCUGACGUUAUAUGCAUAUCAGAGGACAACAACCUACAAUCUUGUUUACAAUCUAAGUGGUCAUCCAUUGAAAUACAAUGGAAAGGAAAUGUAACACCUUCGAUUAAUUAA
Messenger RNA from Macrosiphum euphorbiae (potato aphid), 1302 nucleotides. Lineage: Eukaryota; Metazoa; Arthropoda; Insecta; Hemiptera; Aphididae. The record is from the annotation of a GenBank genome assembly.